AGAUUUAUAUGUAAUGAGAUUCAGACAGACAUUGGAGAUUUCGAGUGCUCGGGGCACUGCUCGCAGUGCAUGGCGAAGUGGCAAAAUUGGGCGGAUCUUCACAUGUAGCAGAAAGGAGACAUAUCAAUGGGUAGUCGCCAUUGGAUUGCUGGUGUUGAUUGUCGUCUGUGUCGUGAUUGCUGCAGUUCUGUCAGCGAAAGGUGAAGAUGACAAUCCUGUCAUGUAUUUUGCUAUGCACCUUGGAGACCAGGCUCGUGUACGUUGUUGUGAAGGAAACCGAUUUAGCGACUUCAUGGAAUCUGAGUGCAGUAUCAAAAUUAAUAUAAACAAUACACGCACAGCGAUUGAGACAAUGAAGGACCUAAAACAGAGAUAUGCCUACAUUCUUUACACUAACAGUAUAGAGACAACACCGUCGAUGAUACCGGAAGAAGCUCUUAAACGUCUUGAUACCGUGGAAGCAGAGGCAGAAUCAUCUUAUAGUCAGGAAUCUGUGCUCAAAGCGUUUACGAGUCGACGUAGGAGCAAUGAUUUACUUGUAUAUUAUGUUCCAUGUAACUUUGACUACAGAAAAAAUCAGGAUGUUGUUGCCUUCGCCGAUGAAGUAAGAAGAGCUGAAGUAGGCAACCAAGUUCUGAUUGUUUCAAACACGCAGUUUUCGAAAGUAAUAGUCGAAGUAUACGAGCAAGACUACUUUCAUACUGUGGGUGUAGGGCAAGAUGUUCCUGGAAGGAUUUCGGAGUUUGCUCGCCACCCCAUAACAAAGACCACCGUGACACCUAAACAAUCAACGGUUUCUAAAACGACGACUCAUUCAACGACUUUUUAUACACAUAAUGUAACAACAUCACUAUCUACGACUACAUCACUAUCCACGACUACUGAAAGUCCACGCGAAAUAAGUUGUAUUUUCGUCGGCGACCUCUACAAUUAUGAUUCGAGUCAGAGGGAUUACGAUCUUGAAUCUCAACUUUUGGGUGAAGUCGGCUACGACAUCUUUGACGAAUUUCCCACAUCGCGCAUUGGCUUAUGGUUAUACGGAUACACGUAUUUACCAACAAAAGUUGAACCUUCAGAGAUAAAGACGGCCACUAAUUACACCGGAUUUAGAAAUCUACUAUAUUACAUGACUUACUUCUUCACUCAUGGUGCGCUGAAUACUGCAAAAGCCAUUGAUGCUUUGAAUGCAAUGUAUGACACGGAACAUCGGUUCAAUUGCUUGGUGUUUUGUACUGCUCAAUAUCGUACGACUCACCUCCCAUCGUUAAGUAGCCGCUUUGGUAAUGUCGUGGCAGUGGGCCUCAGUGGCACCAACCCAAAAGAAGUCUUGCCUUGGGACGGCAGAUUAGUAUCAGUCCCUCACUACUACGAUGAGUCACAUAUUAGAGCUAUAGUUAGAGCCAUUGUAGAGCCGAAAACAACCACCAAGAAGGCGAACAACCACUCUAAACAGUGCGAUUCGAGUGCAUUGAGAUGAUCACGGAUAAAAGCUUACUUUUGAUUCCUAAUUGAUGGAGUUGAUUUGUAAUUCUGAUGAGUAAAUGAUUUUGCA
Messenger RNA from Cylicocyclus nassatus, 1552 nucleotides. The record is from the annotation of a GenBank genome assembly. Lineage: Eukaryota; Metazoa; Nematoda; Chromadorea; Rhabditida; Strongylidae.